AUGCCUCAGAACACGGCCGCCGAGGCAGCACCAGCGUCGCCUCCCUCCACUCUCGCCGGUCUACUCAACUCCAUCAGGAUGGAUCGCCUCAAGGGCAUGCUAUACCGCCGCGGGGGCGCAAAGGACGACCGCGACGCCGACCCAGACGAGUAUGCGCCGUUGCGAGACUCGGGCGACGAUGCCUCGGAGAGUGGAGACAUAUCUGACGACGGCGAGCUGUUCGAUACCACCGAGGUGCCCUUCUCAUGGUUCGAGUACGCCAUCUUCGCCAUGGUCGGCGUUGCUAUGCUAUGGGCUUGGAACAUGUUCCUCGCCGCCUCGCCCUACUUUGCCUCUCGCUUCUCCGACGACCCCUGGGCCACGGAGAACUUCCAGUCGGCCAUCCUCUCCGUCUCGACCCUGACCAACCUGGGCUCCAUGCUCGCCCUGACCAACAUGCAGCGCUCCGCCAACUACCCGAACCGCAUCAAGCUCGCCCUGCUCAUCAACACCGCCGCCUUCGCCCUUCUGACCCUCUCCACCUCCAUAUUCACUGCCGUGUCCGCCCGCUGGUACCUGUCCUUCCUCCUGGUGGACGUGUGCUUUGCCGCCCUGGCCACGGGCCUCUUCCAGAACGGCGCCUUCGCCUUCGCCGCGAGCUUCGGCCGCCCGGAGUACACCCAGGCCAUCAUGGCCGGCCAGGGCGUCGCCGGCGUGCUGCCGGCCCUGGCGCAGAUAGUGAGCGUGCUGGCCGUGCCGCCGACCCAGGGCACCACCGGCGACGACGACAGCGGUGGUGACACCGUCUCCGACCCUGUGGGCUCUGCCGCCUUCAUCUACUUCCUGACCGCCGUGCUCGUCUCCCUCUGCACCCUGCUGGCCUUCCUGCCCCUGGUGCGCCGGCACGACCGCCUCGUCGAGUCCCGCAUGGCCGCCUCGCACCCGGACCUGGCCGCCAGCAUGCUGUCGACCCACUCGCACGCCGACAUCCAGGAGGCCGAGCAGGCCGCCCGCAGGGUCGUCGGCAUGCGCGCCCUGUUCCGCAAGCUGCACUGGCUGGCCGGGUCCGUGUUCAUGUGCUUCGCCGUCGCCAUGUUCUUCCCCGUCUUCACGGCCAAGAUCCCGUCCACCCACGACGGCGGGAGCAGGCUGUUCGACGCAGAGGUCUUCAUCCCGCUCGCCUUCUUCGCCUGGAACCUGGGCGACCUCCUCGGGCGCAUAGCCACGGUGGGGCGGUGGAACGCCGCCGUGCGCACGCGCGCGCCCGCCGUGCUCUUCACCGUCUCUGUCGCGCGCGCCGGCUUCCUCCCGCUGUACCUGCUGUGCAACAUCCGCGGCCGCGGCGCCGUCGUCCCCAGCGACCUGUUCUACCUGGCCGUCGUGCAGUUCCCCUUCGGCCUGACCAACGGAUGGCUCGCGUCCAACAGCAUGAUGGGCGCGGCCGAGUGGGUCGACGAGGACGAGAGGGAGGCCGCUGGGGGGUUCAUGGGCCUGAGCCUUGUGGCUGGGCUGGCUGUGGGUAGUCUGCUUAGCUUUACGGCCGCUGGGAUCUAG
Messenger RNA from Diaporthe citri, 1533 nucleotides. RefSeq lists its product as uncharacterized. The record is from RefSeq and is a predicted model, not a curated record. Gene Ontology annotation, molecular function: nucleobase transmembrane transporter activity; nicotinamide riboside transmembrane transporter activity. Gene Ontology annotation, cellular component: plasma membrane; fungal-type vacuole membrane. The transcript is spliced from 2 exons. NCBI's taxonomy places the organism in Eukaryota, Fungi, Ascomycota, Sordariomycetes, Diaporthales, Diaporthaceae. Bases 1 to 1533 code for a protein of 510 amino acids. Gene Ontology annotation, biological process: nucleoside transmembrane transport.